Messenger RNA from Pestalotiopsis fici W106-1, 462 nucleotides. RefSeq lists its product as uncharacterized. Lineage: Eukaryota; Fungi; Ascomycota; Sordariomycetes; Amphisphaeriales; Sporocadaceae. The transcript has 3 exons. The record is from RefSeq and is a predicted model, not a curated record. The coding region runs from base 1 to 462 and encodes 153 amino acids.
AUGCAGUCCUUCUUUGUCCUCAGUCUCCUGCCUCUCCUGGCACUGGCAGCGCCCAGCCCAGCUGAACUUGGCCUCGAGAAGCGAUCCAUCACCUGCCUCAAAGUCGGCGCCACCGCGACGGCGACCUGGACAAACAGCGCUGGAAAGACGUGCAAAUGGACGGGUGUCGUGGGCAGCAACUUUGGUACCAACAGCGUCAACAGUGGAGAUUACUCUUGCAACGGUCGCUGCGGUGCCGGAUGCACCGGUGCUGCUCUGGGCAAUGCCUACACGCAGGAUUGCUUCUCGCACGAUAUCUGCUCGUGGUUCAACAAUGCUAGCGGUGGUUCAAGCGACGCCAACUGUGGUGCUGCUUACGAUGCCGCUGUCGAUGACACCGUUGGUGGAGUCUUGGCUGGAUGCGGACAGACGAACCCGUCGAACUCGGCUGCGGCGCCAACUACUUCUCCUAGUUGCUCAUAA